Molecule: messenger RNA, 693 nt
Organism: Drosophila willistoni
Lineage: Eukaryota; Metazoa; Arthropoda; Insecta; Diptera; Drosophilidae
Exons: 1
Coding region: 1-693 (230 amino acids)
Source: RefSeq, a predicted model, not a curated record
AUGCUCAACACAAGAGGGCCCAAACAGGAGCGGAGAAUGUUGCUGAUGAGCGUGGUAAAAUCGCAAAUAUUGUACGCAGCCCAGAUCUGGGCACCGGCCAUGGAUGUCGAUAGCUACCGUCGCCUCAUCAGUCCGACGUAUCGACUCUGCGCUCUCAGAGUCUGUAGUGCCUUUAGGACUGUUUCGGAGGAUGCAGCAUUGGUAAUCGCCCAUCGACAUUAUGGCAUUCCGAAGAGUGUCGCCAAAGCAGACGCUAGAAGGCUCAGUUUGAGGAAAUGGCAGGACCGAUGGGACGCUGCCCCAAACGGCAGAUGGACGCACCGCCUCAUCCCCAACAUUGAGGCUUGGGUCGGUAGAAAGCACGGGCAGGUGAAUUUCUACCUCACGCAGGUGCUGAGCGGGCACGGCUGCUUCCGCCAAUAUUUAAACAGGUUCGGCCACGACCACUUCCCAACGUGUCCUGCGUGUCCUGAAGGAGCAUUCGAGGACGCCCUCCACGUUGCAUUUAGUUGCGCCCGCUGCAGUGCGGAGAGACAGAGGGCCGAGCGGGCGAUCGGCCAGACCCUAUCGGUGGCCAGCUUGGUACCCAGCAUGCUGGAGAGAAAGGAUAACUGGGCGGCGGUGAGCAACUACUUCGGAGCCAUAAUGCGGGAACUUAGGAGACUGGAGCGAGAAAGAGUCGGUUCAGCAUAG